This is a messenger RNA of Eufriesea mexicana, 1316 nucleotides long. Its product is annotated as sphingosine-1-phosphate phosphatase 1. Gene Ontology annotation, molecular function: sphingosine-1-phosphate phosphatase activity. Gene Ontology annotation, cellular component: endoplasmic reticulum membrane. Gene Ontology annotation, biological process: sphingosine metabolic process. The record is from RefSeq and is a predicted model, not a curated record. Lineage: Eukaryota; Metazoa; Arthropoda; Insecta; Hymenoptera; Apidae. Bases 1 to 1311 code for a protein of 436 amino acids. The transcript is spliced from 4 exons.
AUGUGGUCAGAAAUUGUAGAAUAUUUAAAAGAUGCGUCGUUAGUGGCAAAAAUACAAAAAUGUUUUGGUGUCAAAAUACAUUUUUCGCAAACUCUGAAAGAACAUUGUAAGGAAAAUUUAUGUUCGGAAACUCAUGGUACUGAUUCGUGGAGUAUUAAAUGUAAUUCGAAUAGUUCCUUAUUAAAAUCUGAAGAACUGAAAGAAAAUGGUUAUAUUACAACAGAGAAAAAGUCUAUUAGGGUGGCAAAGACAAAUGUGUGUACAAUUGACAAACAAGAAAAACCACCAACCAUUUUUAAUUCGAAUUAUACUAUAACAAAUUAUUUUUGGUAUUAUUUAUUUUUAUUUGGAACAAAAUUAGGAGAUGAAAUAUUUUACUCUACAUUUAUACCUUUUUGGUUUUGGAAUAUUGAUGGUGCAGUAGGUAGGAGAGUUGUUCUAGUAUGGGCUAUUGUUAUGACAACAGGUCAAAUAUUAAAAGAUAUUUUAUGCUGGGCAAGACCUGCAUGUCCUCCAGCAGUUCGAUUGCAAAUAAAAUGGUCUGAAGAAUAUGGAAUGCCAUCUACUCAUGCAAUGAUUGGUAUUUCGAUUCCAUUCAGUGUAGUAUUAUAUACAAUGAAUAGAUAUAUUUAUCCUGUUUCUGUGGGUUGGAUAAUUGCUACUAUAUGGUGUACACUUGUGUGUAUGAGUAGACUCUAUUUGGGUAUGCAUACAGUGUUAGAUAUCCUAGCUGGCUUAAUGUUAGCCAUUGCAUUAAUGAUUCCAUUGAUACCUUUAGUGGAUAUCACAGAUUAUUAUAUCCUUUCAAAUAUCUGGGCUUUAGCAAUUUUAAUUGCCAUUAGUAUAGGUGUCAUAGUUUAUUAUCCAUGCAGCAAAAAGUGGACACCAACUAGGGGUGACACUACUAUGGUGGUAUCUGUUACCACAGGUGUUCAUUUAGGAGCAUGGCUUAACUAUAAUACAGAAGCUAUGAUAACUCCUACAAAAUCACCACCAUAUCACAUUAUAUGGCCAUCUUAUUCAAUGUUUGGCUGCAUGAUACUUAGAACAAUAUUGGGAUUUUGUAGCAUUCUUGUGACAAGAGUUGUUUGCAAAUUCCUCAGUUAUGGAUCAAUGUGUGCCAUGUUAAAGAUUAAUCCUAAGGACUUUACGAAAUGUCAAAAUUACUCAGAAAAUAAAAGUAAGGUUCUUGUUGAUCUAGUCUACAAAUAUGUGACUUGUUUUAUGAUAGGUGUAAAUACAGUAUAUUUCUUGCCAAAUGUGUUUACUAUGAUUGGAAUUGAGCGACCAACAUUUUACACAGAAAUAUAAAGAAU